GUAUUUCAGCGGUAGGGCUGUCUCUCUCAGAAAGCAAGUCAGGAAACAAGUGAGCAAGAGUGUCUUUACGCCCAGCAGAUGUGCAGACGGUUACGAGAGUCAAAAUUUCAGCGCGUUCUCUCAUCAAGUGCGUCGUGACCAGGCAACUUGAGAAAGGCAGUUCAAGGAGCCGUCUGGUGGAUGGUUGGGAAGGGACGCCUCUUGAAGACCUCCAACCAGUUGCACAUCACUGAGGACUAGAAGCUGCCUUCUGGUGGGGAACCAUGUUUUCCAGAAAAAAGCGAGAACUAAUAAAGACGCCCUCCAUCUCCAAGAAGUGCAGAGGAGGGAGUCCAGUCCCCUCAAGCUCUUUGGAGCUGCCCCGGCGAGAGGGCCAGGAGUCGUACCUGUCCGGGCUGGCAGAGGCGUCCACGUCCGCCCCAACGGGCACGCUGAAGCGGCCCACCAGCCUGAGCCGCCACGCCAGCGCAGCGGGAUUCCCCCUGUCGCCGGUGAUCCCGCGAGGCCUCGCCAAGGGCCACAAGCCCCACGCCGCAAGCAGCCCCGGCGAGGGGAGCGAGGGAGGUCUGAUUGAGCCGGAGGACAUCCCCCAGCUGCUGGCCGAAGUGGGCUACUUCGCCGAGUGCCUGGAGAAACUGAAGGACGUGGUGCUCCAGGAAGAUGGCCUGGAGUCGCGGCGGCAGCUUGCCCACGAGUGUCUGGGGGAAACCUUACGGAUUCUCCGACAGGUCAUUAACAGGUACCCUCUACUGAACACUUUGGAGACCUUAACAGCAGCAGGAACGCUUAUAUCAAAGGUCAAAGGGUUCCAUUAUGAAUCCAACCAGGAGGCCGACAAGCGGGAAUUCGAAAAGGCCGUGGAGACGAUGGCGGUGUCCUUCAGCAGCACAGUCUCCGAGUUCCUCAUGGGGGAAGUGGACAGCAACACCCUCCUCUCCAUCCCUCCCAGUGAGCAGAACCAGUGUAUGGAAAAUUUAUAUGGAGGAAUUACUGGCCAUGGUCCAGAAAUGGUGCCAGAUGGCAAGAAAGACUUCAGUUCAACCCGUCUGUCGGCAGAAGAGGUGGAUGUCCUACUCCAGAAAUGCGAGGGAGGGGUGGAAGUGGCCCUUAACUACGCCAAGAAUGUCUCCAAGUAUAUGAAGGACCUCAUCUACUACCUGGAAAAGAGGACGGCUCUGGAGAUGGAGUUCGCGAAGGGGCUUCAGAAGGCGGUGAACACCUGCAAGCAAACCAUCACGCAGGUGCCUUUCAUGCCGUUCUUCUCUAUCUAUUCUCUGGCGUUGGAGCAAGACAUGGAAUACAGUGUCAGCUCUCUGCAAGCUGCCUCCACAUUGCGAACGGAAACGUUCCUGCAGCCGCUGACAUUAAGGCGUCUGGAGCAUGAGAAGCGUCGGAAAGAGAUCAAGGAACAGUGGCACCGGGCCCAAAGGAAGCUGCAAGAGGCCGAGAGCAACCUACGAAAGGCCAAGCAAAUGUACAUGCAACGCUCGGAGGAGUGUGAAAAAGCCAAGCAUGUGAUGGCGAAAGCAGAAGAGGAGCAGCAGGUGGCCGGCAGUGGAGGGGCCACCACCACCAAGUCCCUGGACAAGAAGCGGCGGCUGGAGGAAGAGGCCAGAAACAAGGCCGAUGAGGCCAUGGCUACCUACCGGACCUGUGUCGCGGAUGCCAAUACGGAGAAGCAGGAACUGGAGGACACCAAAGUGACAGUCCUUCGGCAGAUCCACGAGGUGGUUAGGCAGAGCGACCAGAUCAUCAAAUCGGCCACCAUUUCCUUCUACCAAAUCAUGCACAUGCAAACUGCCCCGAUGCCCGUCAAUUUCCAGACGUUGUGCGAGAGCAGCAAACUCUACGAUCCCGGGCAACAGUACGCCUCUCAUGUCAAGCAGCUGCAAAGAGAGGAUGAACCGGAAAUACACUACAACUUCGAACCCUACAUGUCGCAGAACAGCUGGUCUCCGGUGGCUCGCUCGAGAAAGGGCAGCAGCAGUGCCAGCGAGUUUGCGGCCGCCGGCAGCUCCGAUGCAGCCGGAAAAGAGGGUGCAGCCCCCGAGAGCAACGUGGCUGCCAAUCCGGGCACACAGGUGGCACCUGAAUGGCGAGGUGGGCGGGGUCACCAGGUCCACAAAUCCUGGCCGACAGCCAUCACGGAAGCCAAGGGCAGGCCGGAGUCAUGUGCCACGAGCUCAGGCGAAUUUCCUCAGAAGUACCAGCAGCUGCCGACCAAUGGAGCCCUGUCGCCCAAUGACGAAUCGGAUGGAAAUUCGCCUUCCUUUGAUCAGAGUAUCAGCGACAUAAGCCCUGGAAUAUCAGUGCCGAGCGGCCCCUUCCGGAACGUUGGCUUAUCCAAGGCGGCCCAGACCCACCGGCUCAGGAAGCUGCGAACCCCUUCCAAGUGCCGUGAAUGCAACAGUUACGUAUAUUUUCAGGGAGCUGAAUGCGAAGAGUGUUAUUUAGCCUGCCACAAAAAGUGCCUGGAGACGCUGGCCAUCCAGUGUGGGCACAAGAAACUCCAAGGCAAGCUGCAGCUUUUUGGACAGGACUUUGUCCAGGCUGCCCACAUCAGUUCCGACAGCAUCCCCUUCAUCAUCAAGAAGUGCAUCUGCGAGAUCGAAAGGCGGGCCAUGAAAACCAAGGGCAUUUAUCGUGUCAACGGGGUGAAAACCCGGGUGGAGAAGCUCUGCCAGGCCUUCGAGAAUGGCAAAGAGCUGGUCGAGUUGUCUCACGCCUCCCCGCAUGAUAUCAGCAAUGUCCUGAAGCUCUACCUGCGACAGCUCCCGGAACCCAUCAUGCCCUUCCGUAUGUACAACAGCCUCAUGGGCUUGGCCAAGGAGAGCCUGCAGAGCGGACCAGAGAGUAAGGCUGGGAAAAACGUGCCUGAGCUGGUGGACAAGGGCGCCGAGACAGAGGAGGUGGUGGUGACGCUGGUGACCAAGCUGAGAGAGCUCCUGAAGGGGCUUCCGGCGGAGAACUUGGCUACGCUCAAGUACAUCAUGCGGCACCUUCGGAGUAUCGUGGAAGUGGAGCAGGACAAUAAAAUGACCUCAGGCAACCUGGGCAUCGUGUUUGGCCCGACACUCAUGCGCCCCCGGCCCACCAAGGCCACCGUCUCCCUCUCUUCGCUGGUGGAUUAUCCCCACCAAGCCCGCAUCAUCGAAGCUCUGAUCAUCUUCUACUCAGCCAUCUUUGAAACCGGUGGCACAUUUCCAGAGGGCUCAGAAGAAGAAGCUAAGGAGGAGCACCUGGCCAAGAAUCAGGAAGAUGCUUGUGCUGAGCCGCAGGGAGUCCUCCGUCUCAUGAUGAAUGCCGAGCAGGAGCGGGCAGCUCUUCAUGACGAGUCUUGCAGAGCUUCUGGCAGCCGCUUUAUUGACUCCGAUUCCGACCAAGAAGGCACGGAGGUGUGUGGCGAAGGCACCCCACAGGCAAGCUUGGAACUGCGAAUCAGCGAGACCAGUGGAGAAGAGGAGACCGCUUCCGCAGAUGAGGCCAGCGAAGAGGGAAUGCUGAGCCGAACAUGCAGCGCCGGCCAGUCGGACUCCGAGGACGUCUCGCCCCUGCUGCGGGGCCCAGCUCAGGCGGAAGGCGGCGGUGAUGCGGAAGAGGACGGCGUCUUCCGGAGGGAGGGCGACGAGGACAACCGUGCCGAGCCGGUGGACAGGUCACUAGCAGACCGCAAUGCCAACCAGUCCAACAACACGCGCCCCGCGCACCUGCCGAUCGGCUACAAAAUUUUCAAGCAGUAAGUUCUCUCGGCCUUCAAAACGAGAUGAUGCAAAAAGGAACUGAAAGGACAAGCAACGAAGGAGUUGUGCACAAAGACCAUUUCAAUUCUGUCCUUCUCUUCCUCUGGUCUAAAGGAGAACAGGUUACCUUUGGGCCUGUCUUUAAAUUCUCCGCAUGAGAAGGGAGCAGACCAAAAUGAUGCAGUGGGGCAAAAGCAGAUGGAGCAUGUGAUGCUCCUGCUCAGAGCCACAGAGAAAGGGUCUUUUUGCGGCAUGCAAUAAAAGCCCUGGAGGCAAACGAAGUGCCAUGACUUCAGGUCUCUUUUCCAAAACUUUAUAGAAACAGAAACCUGAAAAAACCCCAAAGAACUCUGAGUUCUUUAUGUGAAGAAAACAAGUUUUCAUUACUUUUAUUUUUAAACAUCCAACCCAUUUAGGACGAGCUGUUAUAAAACCAAGGUACAAAUGGGUGGUUGGUGAUGGGGACUUUGCUGAAUUAGAGGGGACAUGAAUUGAUCUUUCCCUAAUUGUGCUCCUCUAUAAUUUUGUGGAUAUGUACUGUAAAAUAAGCCCCUUUCCCUCACACCUGUCAAGGAAGGAUGUGUUUUUCGAUUGUACAGCUCCACUUUUUCUGUUCCUCAGGAAAAUGUACACUUAGAGCUAGAAAUACAGGGAGGAGGCGUUGAAGGCAUCUAUUUUAUAUGGCUUUCACUAAGAGAGCUGUCCAAAUGCUGAACAAAUUGCACUUCACAUCCCAAUAGGGCUUCUAAGAGUCACCGGAACAGUUCUGGCAAAAGAUUCAAUCAGGCCGAUGUGCACGAAGAACAUUUUUUACCGUCAGGGGUUUUUUUUCUUUGUUUGCAACAAGGACUUAACAGAAUUGCAAAGGGUCUUUCAAGAUUGUAACAGGGUUCUCAUUUCCUUUUGGCUACUUUGGAUGAAUAUUUCUCCUUAAGAAAGGAGCUCCGUCCAAGAAUCCAUGCCUUCGGGAGAAGGCUAGAACGGUACCUUUGUCUUUAUUUUAUUUUGGUAAAAGGUAGAUGGGCAAAUUAAGUGUUGAAGUGAGUAUCUUUGUCCUGCACUGUAACUCUCCCUCCCCCCUCCCCUAUAUCUAUCUAUCUAUCUAUCUAUCUAUCUAUCUAUCUAUCUAUCUAUCUAUCUAACAUAAUAGCAUGGUAUACUGCUUUUUUCUUUUGAAUGGCUGUCCAUGACUCUGUACUGCGGUGGAUUUUUAAAGGAUCACUAUAAAAAUGAAAUAAAUUCAUCACAAGUAGAAUGCA
Molecule: messenger RNA, 4999 nt
Organism: Varanus komodoensis (Komodo dragon)
Lineage: Eukaryota; Metazoa; Chordata; Lepidosauria; Squamata; Varanidae
Gene: ARHGAP45
Product: Rho GTPase activating protein 45
Exons: 23
Coding region: 264-3740 (1158 amino acids)
Biological process (GO): activation of GTPase activity; signal transduction
Cellular component (GO): membrane
Molecular function (GO): GTPase activator activity
Source: RefSeq, a predicted model, not a curated record